AUGAUACAUUCCUCAGAGAGCACUGAGAGUAACCAGGAAUGGGAUACUUCAGGAAAGAACAUUGAGGACAUUAUGGAGGUACUCCAAGCUGCUGAUCAGUUGUCAACAGAUAAUGUCUUUAAAACUCUCAAGUCGCUGAAAGUUAAAAUCCUAAACAACAAGAUGGUACCUCCACUAUGCCAGAAGGUGACCGAUAUCUUCGUUGACUACCUGAGGACCAUGAAGCCGGAGGGAGAACUGGAGGAGUUGUGUACUACAGUCCUAAUGGCUCUGGGGUUCCAGUCUCCAGGAAUAGUCAUCUUCAAGCUGUGGGACAGAUGGCACAACACCUUGCCCCCAAACUGCCUCCUGACUGCAGUGGGGAGACUCAUCCACCGCCAGGAUGCAGCUUCAUAUGUUGGGGUCACAUGGGAAUAUAUCCUGCGCCUUCUGAGGAUGGCCCAAACAGAGGAUGAUAUGUUGGCAUUAUGUCAUGUGCUCAAAGGACUGGUCAUCAGUGCCCGGAAACAUGUGGAUUUGUCCACUACAGAUGAUGAAAUAAUGGACAUCACAAAAGAGGCCGCGUCCUUCAAGGCUUAUCUCACCCUCAGGCUUCUCUUCAAUCGUUGGUCCCUAAAGACCAACAACAAGGUGGGAUUUGGAGGGUGA
Messenger RNA from Neogale vison (American mink), 648 nucleotides. RefSeq lists its product as uncharacterized. Lineage: Eukaryota; Metazoa; Chordata; Mammalia; Carnivora; Mustelidae. The transcript has 6 exons. The record is from RefSeq and is a predicted model, not a curated record. Bases 1 to 648 code for a protein of 215 amino acids.